GGUGGAUUGUUGAGUGUUUCUAUGAAAAUUAGGCGCGCGAAUGUCAGCAACGUCCGAAAUCAAUGAACCCGGACUCUGCCUCGAAAUCAGAAAAAUUCUUUUGUGGAUGUUGCGCCAAGCAGGAGGAGUUCAACAGCGACGACGUGAUCUUUGAUUAUUUCGGCAAGGAGUUUUCCGAGUAUGAGUAUGUGAUUGAAAAUUUGGCCAUCCGACCCGCUCCGAAGAAGCUUUUGGACUUGGUUCCGGUGCAUUCUACCAACAUUUCCAGCAAAAUCAGCUCGCAACUCGCUACAGCGUAUCCUCCUUGCGAACCCUUGCAAUCCACCUCCAAAGUGAUGUGCCAUAAUCCAUCAGCAACGGGAGAAGGAGAUUCACGCAAGUCCCCGGACAAUUCGCUGAAAAUCCGCGAUGUGACCUCCGAUUUCAUAUCGUUUAAAGCUCCAGAUGAAAAUCCGCCAGUUUCAAGCUUCAUUCCUCGAUCUUUGCCUGGUUGCUCUACUGGAGACCAGCGCGCUCCCAAAGACAUCACCGAGUUGCGGCAAACAAUCAGGAGCAAAGAGUACCGAACAAAAAAGCAGAUUCUCUCGGAUCUGUACGAGGCAAGUGAGCAGUCGCUGAUGAUUCGGCCGAAUGCCUCCAAGCUCAGCAACCGGCCGAUGCCGAGCGAAAUUAAAAACACCAUAGAAACUCUGAAGUUCAAAAAGCCGGUUCCGCAGUUCUUCACUAGAACGGAAAAGCGACUCUUUCAUACUCCGGGAGUUUAUUUCGCUGAGACCAAAGGCAGCAAUCCAGUGUCGAUCGGAACAGGAGAAGGAAGCAGCGAACAAGGAGGGUCCGAAGCCACGCUGGAUAUUCUGCAGCCGACACACGAGCUCCGGUCGCAUAACAGUAAUUACUAUGCGGUUGAUUCAGGGGCCCAAACCGAUGUUUCCCCGGCAUGUCCUUGCCCAAAGAAGGACAAGAAGAGCUUGAAGUGGAAAAUCAUCAUCAACAAGCACUCGGAUUGUAAACGUUAAUGAUUCAAAAAAAUACCCCUAAAAAAUUAA
Molecule: messenger RNA, 1046 nt
Organism: Dendroctonus ponderosae (mountain pine beetle)
Lineage: Eukaryota; Metazoa; Arthropoda; Insecta; Coleoptera; Curculionidae
Exons: 5
Coding region: 63-1016 (317 amino acids)
Source: RefSeq, a predicted model, not a curated record